This is a messenger RNA of Amphibalanus amphitrite, 1304 nucleotides long. RefSeq lists its product as uncharacterized. The record is from RefSeq and is a predicted model, not a curated record. NCBI's taxonomy places the organism in Eukaryota, Metazoa, Arthropoda, Thecostraca, Balanomorpha, Balanidae. Gene Ontology annotation, molecular function: zinc ion binding; nucleic acid binding. Bases 161 to 1177 code for a protein of 338 amino acids. The transcript is spliced from 2 exons.
GGUGGGCUCGGCCGGACGGGGAGUCGGGCUGUGACUGUGACACUGUCGCCAUCGCCGCUGAAUACAGAAGUACGCUGCAUGAAGACUCUACACUGGCGACGAGGAUCUUUCAGCACGAAGUCACGAAGCAAGGAAACGGGAGAGGACUGAACUCAGCAACAUGGUCAUCGGUUCGAUAAGUACAUUCGAUCCAUCGAUCGACCGGUUUGACACUUACCGGGAACUGUUUGACCAUUUUUGUGUCAGCAAUAAGAUAUUGGGAGAUAAAAAGAAGUCUGUGUUUUUAACGUGCAUUGGUACUGUAGCGUACAGUAAACUGAAGGAUUUGAUCAUCCCAAGAACCGUAGAAGACUGUACAUAUGAUGAGCUCGUAGAUCUUUUGAGUGCACAUUACAAACCGUCAAACAUCGAGAUCGCUGAACGUUACAAGUUUUUCAAACGUACUCAGGCACCAGGGGAGAGUGUCAUGGAUUUUGUUGCUGAGCUCAAGAAGAUCGCGGUCAAUUGUAAUUUCGGCCCGUACUUGCAGACUGCUUUACGUGAUCAAGUCGUGUGUGGGAUGAGCGACAACAAGUGCCAGAAUGAGCUGUUGUGCAAGGAUAACCUGACGUUGGAUAUCGCUUUGCAGCAUGCCAGGGCGUCUGAGACGGUCAGACGUGAGUCGCAGCUGAUCCACACGGACGGAGCUGCUGCUUUCAGGGUCACCCGCGGACCGCCCGAGGGCCCGCCGCCGUUCGGGUCGGGCCGUGCCGGCGCGAGCUCUGGCGGACGGGCACCGCCCAAUGGCGGGCGGCGCGCCUUCGGCCCAGACAGCGGGCAGCGCGCCGCAGCGCCGCGGGGCAGCGGCGGACAGCGUGCUGCGGCGCCGCGGGACGGCGGCCGGCCGUGCUGGCGGUGCGGUUCCAGACACGGCGGUACGUGCCGCUUCAAGGACUACCGGUGCCAUUCCUGCGGUGCCAUCGGUCAUCUGUCGCGCUGCUGUACGCGAGGCAGAGACGAGCGCACCAACCGACUGGCUGAAGAUGAUCCUGCCGCGUCACCGGAAACGCUGCAGCUGGAUAAUCUCUCCAGCUCUGACCCCGUCUACAUGGGAUCUUCCCGUGAUCGUGGUCAAGGGCUCUGGUCCGAGCCUUAUGGGCCGCAACUGGCUGCACCUGAUGAGGAUCAACUGGUCUGAAGUACACGCUCUACGCUCUCCAACGUCACAGCCGGCCACGGACAUGAUCAAACGCAAGUACCCCGAUCUGUUCCUUCCACGGUUGGGUGAGCUUAAGGGGGUGCGUGUUCACCUUGAUAUUGACCAA